UUUCUUUAUUGAUGAAAAUAAAAAUUGGAGAAAUAAACGAAAUUGUGUAAUAAUUUAGCGAAUCGUACAUCCGUCGGUGGACUGGCUAUAGAUAAGCCAAGUGCACAUUAACUGCAGCUCUGGUCCGUCGUCUAUGCAUUCGUUUCAUUCAUGGCCUCUCGGCGUUGGCACAAGUGGAAAUCAUAUAAAAUCAAAUGCAGUUUCGGGUUUAAGCACAUUCGCUUUGUUACACAAUCGGCAUCAAGGUCGCUUUUGCAGCAAGAGGAAAUAUACAGAGAUAUCAAGGAACAGCAAUCCCUUUAGGCGCUCACCAAACAUAAGAAUUAGUAUAAAGGAGUCUACCGUUACCAACAUACAAAAAGGAAUUGAAUAUGACAAACACCGUUGGAAGCUUGCUGCGGCAACUGCUACUUGCUGUAGCAACAGCAACAUUACUGUCAAUUGUCUGCAGCUCUACAGCCACAUCGACUUCAUCAAAGGCCGGAGGGCACGGGCGUACACCGGAAAUGCACACUGGCCAUGCCCAGAAAAACAUGGCCCAUGUCUAUGCAAAUCAUGUGGGACAUCAGCAGCAACAACAACAACAACAGCAAUCCACACAGCAGCAACAUUACGACAUUCAUUACAAACGAAAUAGCAGCAGCGACAGCAAUCAUAACGGCAUUGCUGCGCUCACAGGCGCCGAGACGGCAGCGCUAGAUAAAGAUAGAAAAACACAACGUCGAAGUUACAAUGGAUUUAGCGGAGGUAGCAGUGGUGCGGGCGGUGUUGGUGCACAUAAUGUCGGUGGCAGCAGUAGUUACAACUUUGGGGCAGCAAAGCUUAAUGGUCUCACAAAUCUUUCGGGUUUGCGGCACAUUAGUAGCGGUUUCGGCGGUAGCUGGAGCACAUCGGGACAUGGAGGAUCGGGCGCGGCGGGUGGUGCAACUACAACCACCGUUGUGGCAAAACAACACAUACCAAUUUAUGAAGAACAGCAAGAAAAUAAUUAUGGCGCCGCCACAUUGGGUGCAUCCGGCGCAGCAGGACACGCUGUUGAGGAAAACAGUCAACACGGCGGCAGCGGUAGCAACGGUUGGAGCAGUAGCAGUUUUAAUUCGGGCCAUUCUAGUGGCAAAGAUGCGCUUAGUACAGCGCUUUACAAUUUACACUCAGCUGGUACGCACAAUGGCUUCCUGCCUUCGGCCUUCGCUGGCAAAUACUCAUCAUCGGCAGCAGGCACCACAGCAUACGCGGGCACACCUACAUACCAACAAAGUCAACAGUUGCAUCAGCCAAACGAUAAAAUCUCCGAUGGCAAUUUUCUGCAUCGUUACGGGCAAAAUUCCGGCGGUUACGAUGAACUUUCCACCUCUGCCACAUUCGCACAUCAGCAACAACAAGCGCCAAUACCAUCGGCAAUGCAGUACUUCAUGCCGCUCGACAGUUACGCUUCCAUGCACGCGGGCGCGGACUCGGCAACUUCAUCUGCAACUGCAACGGACGCGGAUAUCUCAUUUGGACAGCAUCAUAGCGGCGGUGAUAGCGGGGACGUGGAGGUCGAAGAUGAUGAGGCGGGCGGCAAGGGUCCCUCUUACGAUGACUCCACUAAUUAUCUACCCGAACAACAUGAUGAUGGUGCAUCGCAGCCCCAUGUCAUCAACUACAUUCCCUAUAAGGUGGUGAAAAAAGUACAUGUCCCCGUGCGUGAACCCGUUCAAAUACCAAUCUCGCAUGCGGUUAUCGUACCCGUCAGCAAACCAGUACCCAUACACGUACCCGUCACUAAACAUGUAGCAGUGCCCGUUGAGAAAGAGUUGAGAGUCCCUGUGGAGCGCGUGGUUCCAUAUCCGGUCGAAAAGCCUGUGCCAGUGCCCGUGGAAAAGCGUGUACCAUUUACAGUAUAUAAAUAUGUACCAGUAAGGGUACCGCAUCCAUUCCCUGUCAAGGUGCCCGUUUUCAAAACCAUUUUGCACAAGGUAAAGGGUGGCAUGUGGUGAGAAUACCUUCGUUCGCAUUUAAUUAGUACUCGUACUUAUUUGUGAGUAUGCACAAUAACCACAUUCUUAAAAAAGUAUAUAUUAAAUAUUAUACAUUAAUCGACAAGACUGUUAUUCAACAUGUUUAACUUAAGUAUACACACAUACAUGGCUAUUUGAUAUAAGUCUUUAACAUUUUUCGAACGAAAAGAACUAUAUUUAUUAAACGAGCAUUACUCACGAUAAUUAUUUACAUAUUUAUAUUUCACAUUGCAACAAAUAACUCAAAAUUUACUUGGUUUGUAAACUUUUUAUUUUUAUAAUUUGUUAUACUUAAUAUGCUAA
Bactrocera oleae (olive fruit fly) is the source of this 2303-nucleotide messenger RNA. RefSeq names its product filaggrin-2. The record is from RefSeq and is a predicted model, not a curated record. NCBI's taxonomy places the organism in Eukaryota, Metazoa, Arthropoda, Insecta, Diptera, Tephritidae.